This is a messenger RNA of Lingula anatina, 1193 nucleotides long. Its product is annotated as transmembrane reductase CYB561D2-like. Lineage: Eukaryota; Metazoa; Brachiopoda; Lingulata; Lingulida; Lingulidae. The record is from RefSeq and is a predicted model, not a curated record. Gene Ontology annotation, molecular function: transmembrane monodehydroascorbate reductase activity.
CCCAGAAGAAGGCUCCAUUUGGAAAGACGGUAACUUGUCGGCAGAUGAUAUUUCUGAUUAUUGAAAUGGUUGCGCAUUUCAUAGUGGUGCUAUUUACCUCCUUCGUUGUCUACACAGCAUGGCCAGGGUCAAGCUUGUUUUCAUGGCAUCCAACCUUGAUGGUUGUAGCGUUCACCUUCCUGAUGGUGGAAGCCAUACUGGCUUUCUCACCAGAAAGUUCCAUGUUGUCAAAAGCAGAACACAAGACUAAAGUCAUGGUCCACAAAAUCCUUCAAAUCCUCUGCGGCGUGUGUGCAGCCACUGGCGUUUCUGUUAUUGUGUACAACAAGAUCUUGCACAACAAGCCUCACUUUACCUCCUGGCACGGAUUCUUAGGUAUUAUGACAGUGGGUUACCUGGUGAUGCAAAUCCUGAUCGGGAUGGUAGGAUUUGUAUGGUUUCCCGACAUCCUGAGGUCUUACAUGUCCCUCUUUCAACAGAAGUUGCUUCACGCCACCUCUGGUAUUAUAUUGUACCUGAUGGUUUCUGUCAGCCUCAUGUUGGGCAUGCUUUCUAAUUGGUUCACUUCCAAUGUCACAGGAAGUGCUUGGUACGUCUGUUUCAUGUGUCCGCUGUGGCUUGCUCUCAUUGUGGCCCUGCAGACGACAAAUUCUUAUGUACCAAGACUGAGGAAUCGCAGAGGAUGAACUGAGGAAUGAGAUGGAUCUUUUUUAACAUAAUAAUCACAUGGUCUUUCAUGUACUUAAUUGAUAUUCGGCUUCUAUUUGGAUUUAGCAUUUUAGGGUAUAUAAAAAAAAUGGCAUAUUGCCAUUGAAGGUGGAGCUUUUGGUUAAUAUAUCUAGGUUCACAUAUUUUAAUUUGUUUGCUUUUUAAACAUCAAAGUAUCUGUUUCAUUCCAGCAUAAAGACUAUAUAUAUAUACUAAAGCGAUUAAUACUAAUUUAGUUAAUUUUAUAUAUUGAUAUGUGCAAGAGUGUUGCAAGUUGAAGUGCAAUGUGAUAGUUUUGGUGUAUAAAAACUGAACUGUUCAUAUUUUACAGUAUCGACUCACGAGAUUUCAUUACUACUUGUUGUACAUGUUGGUGUAUUUAUUGUACUCCAAACCACAAUGGCAAUCAGUGUGUGCAUGUAUUUUGUAUCCAAAUAUUGAAGCAACAAACUACUGCUUAAGGCACUUGCAAGCAUGUGAUAUUU